Messenger RNA from Pipistrellus nathusii (Nathusius's pipistrelle), 2283 nucleotides. NCBI's taxonomy places the organism in Eukaryota, Metazoa, Chordata, Mammalia, Chiroptera, Vespertilionidae. The record is from the annotation of a GenBank genome assembly.
AUGGGGACUGUACCUGACCCUCUAAUAAUCGCUAAGACUUCCCUGAUCACAGCUUCUGGAAAAGACGACGACCUAAGAGAGAUACCGGCUGCCUCCCCUCUUCCUCAACCAGCCCUCCCGUGUAAGAACACCGAUGGCGUUUCCGGCAAGCCUCCGGGAGCAGCCCUCAGCCCCAGGGCAGCUUCUGAGGCCCUGAUGCAGGCCUGUGAGCAUGAGGCCACACGGCCAGACAUGUCUUCUCCUGGCAUCUUCAAUGAGGUGGAGAAAGCACCUUCCACACUCAACUCCCCUGGCAAUACCCAGCGGCCAGGAGACAGCGAGCCCACAGCCCCAACCCCAUGUUCUGCAGCAGCGAGGGAUCUCAUACACGCAGCCUGUACCAUGCCAGCCAGCCAGCACACCCACCAGGCCAUCCCAGGGGACCAGCCUAAUGCCAGCGCUGCCUCAGGAUCUGAAGACACCCUGGGGAAAUCACAGGGAACCUCGGAUGGAGAGCAAUCCGAGAUGCCGGGUUGUCCUGUGGGAGGCACUUGCCGCAGCAGCCAAGAUCAAGUGCCCUGUGAUUUUCCUUCUCAAGACACAAUCCCGGGAAUGGUGCAGACGGCAAACACAGCGCCUGGGGUGCUCAGUCACGCCCCCCCUCCUGCAGGGGAAGGGCAGGGAGCCAUUUCCAACUCCAAGACGAGGGCCUGUGACUCUCCAGCUGGAGAAGACGGAUGUUCAGGGAACACACAGCCCUCUGCCGCCACCUCAGUCACCCGGGCCGCAAGCUCUGUGACACCUCAACCAUCCCACCUCCCUGGCGAAGGUUCGGCGUUUCCUCCGGAGCCAGAGGAGACGCUGCUGGCACCACGGUUCAGAGAAGCAAGCACGAUGACCCAUCAGGCUGAAAACGAGGUCAAGGAUGUCCCCAGCAGGGCUCAGCAGGAUGCGGAGGUGCAGGCCGUAGCGAGUGUGGAGAGCAGGUCGGUCUCCACCAGCCCCAGCAUCCUCACCGCGUUCCUAAAGGGAAGCCCUGCUCCCGAGCGUUCGGAACAAGAGCAGCUGCGUGUCCUGUGCCACGGCAGCGGGAGCCACGCGCUGGAGCUGUCCGUCCACAAGCUGCCCCCCCAGGGGUCAGGGCAGUGCCCCGGCCUCAUGCCGGAGGUACGCAUCCAGGCAGCUGCAGCUGUCUCCACGGCGGCCCAAGGGGGUAGCAGAUUGGUGAGCCUGCCAGGGGAGGUCCUCCAGACCUCAUCCAUCAGCAAGGCAUCCAGUAAUGCCCAGGACACGUGUACUGAGGAUGGGAGGUCAGCGGGGAUGACCCCAGGGAUGACCUCCAAACAGCUUUCUGCUCAUUCUAGCUCCCUGAAAGCUAGCCUCGCAGACCAGGUUUCCACCAGCACAGGAUGUCAGGGUGAAACCAGUCACACCUUGGGGACAAUGGACACCAGGCCAUCAGAGCUGGCAGCGAAAACCACAAGUGGCCACGACUCAGACCCUGACUGCAAACUCUCCGCCUCCUGUGGCCCUGCCGGCCACACUGACCCGUCCGGGGGCUUGGACCCCGCGAAUCAAGGAGAUGCAAGAGGGAAGAAGCCUGCACCUCUCCCGACAGGAACAGAACAAGGACCCAAAGGCACGGAUCUCCUGGAGGGGAAAGCCAGGGCAGAGGCCACCACCCUCCUGCUCCAUCCUAAAUCUCAAGGAAGCGGAGGCUCGGGGUCAGCUGCCAGUCCCAUACCCUCCCCGGGAAGGAAUCCGCAGGAGGGCGCCAGGCCGGCCACCAGCCUGAGCCUGCCGUCCGAGUCCAUGGGUGGGGGGGACUCCAGCCCCAGUUCGGGCAAGAAGACCCCUUCGCGCUCGGUCAAGGCCAGCCCACGCCGGGCCAGCCGGGUGAGCGAGUUCCUCAAGGAGCUCAACGUGACGGCGCAGGCGGGGCUCACGCCGGGGGAGAAGAAGAAGCAGCUGGGCGCCGAGGCCAAGCUGCAGCUCAAGCAGUCCAAGCGGGUCCGGGACGUGGUGUGGGACGAGCAGGGCAUGACGUGGGAGGUGUACGGCGCCUCCCUGGACCCGGAGUCGCUGGGCGUCGCCAUCCAGAACCAUUUGCAGAGGCAGAUCCGGGAGCACGAGAAGUCCAUCAAAGCGCAGAGCGGCCAGGCCCGGAGGUCCAUCUCCUCGGACACCUCUUCUUCCCAUAAGAAGCUCAAGGGCAGGCAGCACGGCGUGUUCCAGGCCAUGCUGCAGAACUUCCGGCGCCCCAACUGCUGCGUGCGCCCCGCCCCGUCCUCUGUGCUAGACUGA